ACACAAGGCGCUUAUGGCAUUUAAAACAGCACCGUGGACAGACACCGUGCUGAAGUGGACAGCUCCCGUUCAGAUGAAGAAAAAAAAGCCACACGAUACUUAGACAACCAACCAACCAUCGAUCUAGUCACAGUUUGAUUUGGUUCGUCCAGCGGUACGGGUCUGUCUCUCACGGUGAGCUGACAUUUAACAGCGUUUUGUUUUAUAUAAUCAUCGCCAUCCAGAUGUGCAUCUAAGAAGACGGCAACGGCAUUAAUGGACUUUCCGUUAUUUUUUUUGUUGCGAGCCGACGCUGCCGGAGUUGUUCCGUCUGGAUACUGUGGAGUUGUUCAGAUGUUUAAUAGGAAACACCUGUAGCUGAAUCUGCUACACAGUCUCUAAUAUAUUGGACUAUUAUUACCCACAAACCAACAGAAAUGUUUUGAUACACAUCUAUUUUCUGCAGGCAGGGAGGGCUGGUCUCUCUGACGCCGUCGGCCAUCUAAUCUCCAAUGCAAAAGAGCGAAGGUAAAGCCAUUUACUGGUCCAUUAAUAUCUAAGCUUCUCUCUCGGCUCUCUGUGCUGCUCGCAGACAGGAACAUGGAUAGAGAGGAAUUCGCUGUGACACGAGCUGUGACUGGAUUCGUAUGGAUGGUGUUCUCUUGUCCAAACUAAAAAAUCAAAUAAAAAAAGACAGUGUAAUCGAGCUCAACAACCGGCCACGGUGCGUCUGGCGGUUCGCGAUCACCCUCCUUUUUUGCUGUUGUUGCGCACCGCUUUUUAAAAAAUUAAUUGAAUGCAUUUUUAAUGUAGCCGGGGGAGAUCAGAGGUGGGCUUAUAUUUGAAUUAAAAAACAACCAUGGGGGGCACAGAGGAGUGUAAAACCAUGCUGGAUGCUCUGAACAAAGUCACAGCGUGCUACAGGCACCUGGUCAUCGCGCUGGGCAGCACAUCGGACUCUCAGAACCUGCGCGAGGAACUCAAGAAGACCCGGAAGAAAGCCCAGGAGCUCGCGGUGGCCAACCGGAAUAAACUAACCGAGUUGCUCAAAGACAAGACCACCAGCAAGGACGACCGGGCUGAGUAUGAGAGGCUAUGGGUGCUGUUCACCAGCAGCAUGGAGCUACUGGAAGUGGACAUGAAGCGGAGCUUGGAGAUAGGGCAGGAGUUCCCCCUCAAGGUGCCCACCAGACACCUCAUCCAGACGGGCAUGACCGGCAGCACCACCACGGUGGCAGCCAGGGCCAUGUCUGUGCAGAACAUGAAGUACGACGCGGACAGCAACAUCGACACUGCCGACCUGAAGGAGCUCCAGGCUGAGAUCACCCAGGUGGGCCAGAUGAUGGAGGAGAUGGAGAUGAAGGUGCAGGUGGCUCCGUGGGCCGUGGAGGCCAAGCAGGAGGCCGGCGCCGAGCUCAAAUCCACCCUGAGCGUCGGGAACUCCUCCGUGGGUGUCAUUUCCAUCUGUGAAGAGGAGCCCAAAGACGAGAUAGAUGAAGGGGGUGACAAUAACGGAAUGAUCACAUGUAUCGCUGGGUUCAUAUUCGUUGCUAUUGUAGUAAUCGCCGGGAUUCUAGGAUACUUUGUAAUCGGUGGAUAGGAUACUUAGUAUUGAACGUUUUGAGCCAGCCUGGGAAUACUUCACAGAUAAACAGCGGGCGCAGCUCAGAGACAGAUACAGCCCGGGAUGGACACUAGGCAGGUUAUAUGCCCGGAGAAACGGCUCUGUUGUUGAGGAGAGAGAGACUAGCGCGAGGAGCUGUCCAGGUGAUGAAAACUGUUGCGUCUGCAUCCCAAAUGGCACAGAUUCCCCAUAUAGUCCUCUACUUUAGACCAGAGUCACUGCAAGGCGUUAUUCCAUAUAGUCCUCUACUUUAGACCAGAGCCACUACAAGGCGUUAUUCCAUGUAGUCCUCUACUUUAGACCAGAGCCACUACAAGGUGUUAUUCCAUGUAGUCCUCUACUUUAGACCAGAGCCACUACAAGGCGUUUUUCCAUAUAGUCCUCUACUUUAGACCAGAGUCACUGCAAGGCGUUAUUCCAUAUAGUCCUCUACUUUAGACCAGAGUCACUGCAAGGCGUUAUUCCAUAUAGUCCUCUACUUUAGACCAGAGUCACUGCAAGGUGUUAUUCCCCAUAUAGUCCUCUACUUUAGACCAGAGCCACAACAAGGUGUUAUUCCACAUAUAGUCCUCUACUUUAGACCAGAGUCACUGCAAGGCUUUAUUCCACAUAUAGUCCUCUACUUUAGACCAGAGUCACUGCAAGGUGUUAUUCCCCAUAUAGUCCUCUACUUUAGACCAGAGCCACAACAAGGUGUUAUUCCACAUAUAGUCCUCUACUUUAGACCAGAGUCACUACAAGGCGUUAUUCCAUAUAGUCCUCUACUUUAGACCAGAGUCACUGCAAGGCGUUAUUCCAUAUAGUCCUCUACUUUAGACCAGAGUCACUGCAAGGCUUUAUUCCACAUAUAGUCCUCUACUUUAGACCAGAGUCACUGCAAGGUGUUAUUCCCCAUAUAGUCCUCUACUUUAGACCAGAGCCACAACAAGGUGUUAUUCCACAUAUAGUCCUCUACUUUAGACCAGAGUCACUACAAGGCGUUAUUCCAUAUAGUCCUCUACUUUAGACCAGAGUCACUGCAAGGCGUUAUUCCAUAUAGUCCUCUACUUUAGACCAGAGUCACUGCAAGGCUUUAUUCCACAUAUAGUCCUCUACUUUAGACCAGAGUCACUGCAAGGCGUUAUUCCAUAUAGUCCUCUACUUUAGACCAGAGCCACUGCAAGGCUUUAUUCCAUAUAGUCCUCUACUUUAGACCAGAGCCACUGCAAGGCUUUAUUCCACAUAUAGUCCUCUACUUUAGACCAGUGUAACUGCAACAUUUUAUCUCAGCCUCACAAUAAUAAUAAUAACAAUAAUAAUUUAUUCAGCUUCUAUAGUGUUUUUCAUCAUAUAAAAUUAUCUCAAAGUGCUUGAAAAGAAAACAACUAACCAAGCAUCAAAUAACAUCUAUAGCCCUUAUAGCUAGAUAACAGAGGUCUGGACUACCACAACUAAUAUAUAGUCCUUAUAGUAGAUAACAGAGGUCUGGACUACCACAACUAAUAUAUAGUCCUUAUAGUAGAUAACAGAGGUCUGGGCUACCACAACUAAUAUAUAGUCCUUAUAGUAGAUAACAGAGGUCUGGACUACCACAACUAAUAUAUAGUCCUUAUAGCAGAUAACAGAGGUCUGGACUACCACAACUAAUAUAUAGUCCUUAUAGCUAGAUAACAGAGGUCUGGGCUACCACAACUAAUAUAUAGGCCUUAUAGUAGAUAACAGAGGUCUGGACUACCACAACUAGCCCUUAUAGUAGAUAAUAGAGGUCUGGACUACCACAACUAAUAUAUAGUCCUUAUAGCAGAUAACAGAGGUCUGGGCUACCACAACUAAUAUAUAGUCCUUAUAGCAGAUAACAGAGGUCUGGACUACCACAACUAAUAUAUAGCCCUUAUAGCUAGAUAACAGAGGGCUGGACUACCACAACUGUCAGCUAGAGUUGUACGUUUUGGGUGUUUCAAGCCUACAACAUAUGGAACGACAAGUCGAGUGGCUAGAGCAGAGGGAGGGUUUUGUCAACAGGGGGUAGAUGAGUAGGUCCUCCUCAUAGCUAGAGCAGAGGGAGGGUUUUGUCAACAGGGGGUAGAUGAGUAGGUCCUCCUCAUAGCUAUAGCAGAGGGAGGGUUUUGUCAACAGGGGGUAGAUGAGUAGGUCCUCCUCAUAGCUAGAGCAGAGGGAGGGUUUUGUCAACAGGGGGUAGAUGAGUAGGUCCUCCUCAUAGCUGGAGCAGAGGGAGGGUUUUGUCAACAGGGGGUAGAUGAGUAGGUCCUCCUCAUAGCUAGAGCAGAGGGAGGGUUUUGUCAACAGGGGGUCUUCCAGUGGCAGGCAGGUAGCACUGUUCACUCGCCUCGCAGUCCCAGCUGUCUGACUGCCUUGUACAAGAUGAAGUUCAUUUCUACGUUCCCACUAACUCAAUGAUGUCAGCCAGCACAAAUCUUCAGAGGAAUCCUCAGACUGAGCAUUGAAUUCAUCCCUGCCAGCUUGCAGUCCUCCUCAGGGGUCAGGAGACCAUAAAAACAAGCAAAAAAAAUGUUGGGGUAUUCAAACCAAAAUACGCUAGCUAACUAGCUUGCUAGCAUUGUUAACUAGCUAUGUUGAAAGAACUGAUUUUCCAUCAUAUUCACAGGUAGGAAACACAUUGAUUUUACCCAGACUUAGUCUAUACCCAUUGAGCUAUUCAAAACCAAAAAACGAAUAAAAAUGAUUAAAUAUGAACUAAAUGUACUGGAGCUCUCUGCCUAGGCGACCCCAUAGCGCCAUGGCAACAUGUGUAGAAUGGCAGGGAAUUUGCUAUAGGGUCCUGGUCUAAAGUAGUGCACUAUAUAGGGAAUAGGGCUCUGGUCUAAAGUAGUGCACUAUAUAGGGAAUAGGCUUCCA
This is a messenger RNA of Oncorhynchus mykiss (rainbow trout), 4459 nucleotides long. Lineage: Eukaryota; Metazoa; Chordata; Actinopteri; Salmoniformes; Salmonidae. The record is from RefSeq and is a predicted model, not a curated record.